This is a messenger RNA of Podospora bellae-mahoneyi, 228 nucleotides long. Its product is annotated as Suppressor of the cold-sensitive snRNP biogenesis mutant brr1-1. The record is from RefSeq and is a predicted model, not a curated record. The coding region runs from base 1 to 228 and encodes 75 amino acids. The transcript has a single exon. Lineage: Eukaryota; Fungi; Ascomycota; Sordariomycetes; Sordariales; Podosporaceae.
AUGUCUGCUGAGGAGGAUCUCAUCGACUACUCCGACGACGAGCUCAACCAGGAGACCACCGCUCCCGCUUCCAACGGCAAGAAGGCGGAUGCCGCUGCUGCCCAAAAUGUCGACAAGAAGGGUUCCUAUGUCGGUAUUCACUCGACUGGUUUCCGCGACUUUCUGUUGAAGCCUGAACUUCUCCGUGCGAUUGCCGAUUGCGGUUUCGAACAUCCCUCGGAGGGUUAG